Molecule: messenger RNA, 3165 nt
Organism: Ophidiomyces ophidiicola
Lineage: Eukaryota; Fungi; Ascomycota; Eurotiomycetes; Onygenales; Onygenaceae
Exons: 5
Coding region: 1-3165 (1054 amino acids)
Source: RefSeq, a predicted model, not a curated record
AUGGUCAAGUUCUUCCCCUCCAUUCCCCCCGACCUGCACGCCUGGAUCCUUCGCCAGCCCGUCUUCUUCGUCGCCUCCGCCCCACUGACCGGCAAGCACAUCAACGUCUCGCCCAAGGGCCUGCCCGCCUCCUCGCUCUCCCUGCUCUCCCCCAACGAGGCCGCCUACAUCGACUCCACCGGCUCCGGCAACGAGACCAUCAGCCAUGUCCGCGAGAAUGCCCGCUGCACCGUCAUGUUGUGCUCCUUCGACGCCAGCCCGCGCAUCCUGCGUCUCUUCUGCCGCGCCGACGUCGUCGAGUGGAACGAGUCCCUCUUCCGCGGCCUCAUCGCCCGCAUGGGUCUGCAGGACAAGUGCCUCGACGGCAUCCGCGCCGUCGUCCGCCUGCACGUCUUCAAGGUCCAAACCUCCUGCGGCUACGGCGUCCCCCGCCUCGCCCUCACCACCAACCCCAAGACCAACGAGCCCACGCCCUACCUCCAGGAUCGAUCCACGCUCGGCCACUGGGCCUCCGUCGCCGUCUCAAAGAACGAGAUGCACGACUACCAGCGCGAUAACAACUACGACAGCCUCGACGGCCUGCCCGGCCUCAAGUCCGCCAUGAUCGACCGCGGCCAGAGCUCCUGGGCCGUGAAUGCCGGCAUCUGGCUGCGCCGGUGGCGCCGAGAGACCGAGCUGCUCAGCACCACGCUGCUGUCGGUGGUUCUGACAGUCUUGUCCAUGACAAAACUCCGAUUUACGCGGUUUCUCUGCGGGUUGUGUAUUCAAAAUAGAGAUAACUACCGAUCUUCCGGUACUACAUGUUCCUACGUUGUGUACUGCAUGCAAGCCUGGUCCCCAAGCCGGCGUUGCAUUUCUUGUCGCUCGGAAAGCGAACCCCAUGUCUCCGCCGCUGAACUCAAUCGUGCCGUCACCCCACGGCUCCACCGGCAAAAGAAUCGCUUUCGACAACCCGCCUGGGCGUCUGCACGUCGGGAAGACCCGAGGCAAGCGCAAUGGGGUCGUCUGGAGGAGGCCCUUAAAUUCUGCCUGCGAUUCAUACCGAUCCAUGCGGUCAUCGCUCGAGCUAAGGCGCACUCCACCUGCAGUGCCGAGAUAACCUCGGUCUGGACAAGCUAUUUAGUUCACUCUUUAACCCUCAGCGUAUCAGAAGUCGAGGUGCGGCAUAAUCCAGCCGUCUCACUCGCUGCACGUUCCCUAGUUUUGCAUCCACACGAUGUCUCUCCAGAAGAAAAGGCCUAUUCGGAUCGCAGGCAAGCUGCACUGCACCGUUGGGCAACGUCACCUGUUAACCGAUUCAUAGGAGCAUCCGGCUCAGCAUCCGACCGCCGCCAUGCGAUGGCCGAAUUUGCGCGUAAUUACCCCCAGGACCCUGUGGAUGUCAUCAUUUCGGAUUACAUGAGCGAAUACAACAUGGCCGUUGCCGCUGCUCGAAAGGUAGACCAGACAAGCCCGUCAGCCGCAGAAGCCGGUCUGAUCAAUGUCUCUGGUGGCCCGGCGUACGAGCGCUCGUUCUUGGAGGCGCUUGAGCCGGCAUUGGAAGACAUAGCAAAACACAAGAUCAAGGUUGCUGUCAAUGCUGGUGUAACAGACCCCAAAGCACUUUACGAUGUUGUGAUCAACAUGGUGAAAGAAAGGGGCGUGGACUUGAAGGUUGCCUGGAUAUCUGGCGAUGAAGUGCUUCCUACCAUAAAAGAAUCCCUGGCUGCCGGUAAAUCAACAUUUAAGAAUAUUUACACAGGCGAAACGCUUGACAGUUGGUCUUUUGAGCCCAUCUAUGCUCAAGCUUAUCUGGGCGGACUCGGAAUAACGGCUGCAUUAACCCACGGUGCUGACAUCGUGCUUUGCGGGCGCGUUGCUGACGCGUCGCCAGUCAUCGGCGCUGCCUGUUGGUGGCACAAUUGGUCCAGGUCUGACCUCGACCAGCUGGCCAAUGCCUUUGUUGCCGGGCAUCUGAUUGAGUGCAGCAAUUAUGUCUGUGGCGGGAACUUCACUGGCUUUAAAGAGCUUGAAAAUACUGUAGGAGACGGCUGGACCAAUAUCGGCUAUCCUAUCGCUGAGAUAUCGUCCGAAGGGCAGGUGAUCAUCACGAAACAGUCUUAUUCCACUGGCGGAGCUGUGACUAUCGAUACCUGCUCGUCACAGCUGUUAUAUGAAAUACAAGGCCCCAUCUACUUCAACUCAGAUGUGACUGCUAUCCUCUCAGAUAUCCAUUUUGAGCAGAUAGGUCAUAACCGUGUAGCUGUCAAAGGUAUUAAGUCGGCUCUUCCUCCACCAACUACCAAAGUCGGCAUCACUGCCAGAGGCGGUUAUCAAGCAGAGGUCACCUACUUUAUGGUAGGACUGGAUAUACCUGCCAAGGCGAGAAUGCUCGAGGCCCAAAUAAGGCGACUCCUUGCCCCUUAUUCCAAAAAUUUCACCGUCUUCGACUUUUCCACCAUAGGUAUUUGCCCCGAUGACCCGAAGGACCAGAAUAGUGCGACAGCUACAUUCCGGAUACUUGCCCAAGCCCCCCGGGCGGAAGACCUUGCCCCUUCGAAAUUUGUGCGACAAGUGAUUGACAAUAUCAUGCAGUCUUAUCCCGGUGCAACAUUCCACCUAGAACUGCGUCCCGGGUUUCCAAAGCCUGUCUUUGAAUACUAUGUCACCCUCCUCCCGCAAUCAGAGGUAAACCACCAAGCCCAUCUUCCCUGGCUUAACAGGACUGUGGACAUUGCUCCUCCAACAGAGAGUAAGGUCUGGCCAGCCCAACAGCCUACGCAGCCUGUGACUGUACAACCAGCGGAUGUUCUUACGGACUUUGGUCCCACCGUACGUGCGCCCCUUGGCUACGUUGUGCAUGCUCGUUCGGGUGACAAAGGCUCCGAUGCGAAUUGCGGUUUCUGGGUUCGACAUGCGGACGAAUAUGCCUGGCUUCGUAGCUUAUUGUCGACAGAAAAGGCUCAGGAACUACUUGGUAAGGAGUGGAGGGAAGAUGGAAUGAUGAGUAUCGAGCGGUUUGAGCUACCACACCUGCAUGGUGUCCAUUUUCUAUUUAGGAACCUACUAGAUAGGGGUGUGGGUGUCACAAGAACCGUCGAUUUUUUAGGGAAGAAUGUCGCUGAAUAUCUAAGAGCAAGAUGGGUAGAUAUACCUAUGAAGUUUUUAGACCGGGGAAAGCUUUGA